Molecule: messenger RNA, 1327 nt
Organism: Grammomys surdaster
Lineage: Eukaryota; Metazoa; Chordata; Mammalia; Rodentia; Muridae
Gene: Wdr53
Product: WD repeat domain 53
Exons: 2
Coding region: 382-891 (169 amino acids)
Molecular function (GO): protein binding
Source: RefSeq, a predicted model, not a curated record
AACGGGAAGCCCAGGUAUGAGGCUGUUGGCUAGCGGGGUUCUGAUCUGUUCUCAAGUGUAUUUUUCUGUUUUUCCUCGAAUGGCCUUGAAUCGGCUUUCCUUGGCCUCUCUUCCUACGGAGUUUCCCGUUUCAUUUGCUUUCUGCUCACUCUCCAACUUUGUUCACGACACUUCUUUUUUUGCUAGCCAGUUCUUAGCUCCUUCACCUUCAGUUGGCUUGGAUCAAUUUCCUUUACCUUUGGAGCAGUUGAGGACCUCUUGUCGUGGUCAGGUUAGAUCCAUUUUUAUUUUUUUUUUACCUUCAGAAAUUGAGAUCGUCUUUUCCUGGCUAGGACCGUACAGGACUCACCAGAACCCAUUCUAAAAAAUUUUGCGGCCAUCAUGGCAGUCAAGUGGACUGGUGGACAUUCUUCUUCAAUCCUUUGUCUGAAUGCAAGUAAAGACGGGCUGGUGGCUUCAGGAGGAGAGGGUGGAGACCUUGUGGCUUGGGGUGAAGAUGGGACCCCGUUAGGACACAUGCAGUUGGAAGGGGCUGAUGAUGUUACCAGCGUCUUGUUUUCUGCCUCCUGCCCCACCAAGCUCUAUGCUGCCCAUGGAGAAACUAUCAGUGUACUAGAUGUCAGGUCUCUUAAAGAGUCCCUGGACCAGUUUCACGUGAAUGAGGAAGAAAUCAAUUGUCUUUCAUUAAAUGAAACUGAAAGCCUGCUGGCUUCUGCUGAUGACACUGGGGCAAUCAAAAUCCUGGACUUGGAAAAGAAGAAAGUUACCAGAUCCCUGAAGAGACAUUCCAACAUUUGUUCUUCUGUGGCUUUUCGACCUCACAGGCCUCAGAGCCUGGUGUCAUGUGGCCUGGAUAUGCAGGUGAUGUUUUUGCAAAGAGCACUUGGGUAAUUUCUGAGCAGAAUUUGCUAAGAAAAUCAAGUAUAUGUUUGGUUUGGUUUCCUUGGCAGUUAUGGGAAUUCAGCUUUGGACCUAUACAUGAUACUAAACAUGUACUCUACCACUAAACUGUAUCCUCACCUCCCGGAAUCAAAUUAUUGAUCAGGUGUUUUCUACUCUCCACUAACAUUUCUUACUCAGCUGUGAGUCGUAGCCUUACUUCUCCCAUGAUUGCUAGCCUGACACUAUAUCUUAUUCAUUAGCCUUUUGUCUUCCUUUGUCCAUCCUUAAAGACAUUCUAAGACCUUAGGAUUUAAAUAUCCAAUUCUAAAAAUUGCUUUAAACAAAGAAGAGGUAGUUUUAGGUUAACUUAACAAAAAAGGGGUGGAGAUUAGAUGGUGAAAGUAGAGUUAAUUCACAUAUUCUCUAGAAACUCUUAAAUGGUUUA